GUCUGUCCCCCCGUUGCGCCUUGUCGGAAGGGGGGCGGUGGCUCGCUCGCGGGGCCGACCACUUUUUUUAUCGGUUUCGCCGGCGAGCUUCGGGACGAUAACAAUGGCCGUGCCGAGAGAGUCGCUCUGGACGCUCCACGACGACGACGAUGAUGUUGAUGAGCGAUCGCCGUUCACGGCUGGGGCUCGACCGGGUGGCUUCUCGCGACGAGGAGGCACUGUAUACUCGAGCUCCGGAUGACUCUCUUUCGAGGCGGGAAAUCACGCGCGAGAAUGGAUGAUUUGUUAAUGGACUUGGCGGAAACUAUGAAGAACAUUGUUGCCAAAGGUAUGCAAACAGAAAUGGGUCCACCGGGUGGAGGAUCAGGUUACUCUGCUACACCAAGCAGUGCUGGUUACGUCACAGAGAAGAUGUACAUGUUGUUACAAGCAUAUUUGCAAAAUAAGGGAUGGAAUCCCAGUAUCGAGCUGCUACAAUGUUUUUCGGAAUUUAAAGAUGCCUCCAUGAUGCCAAGCGCUGCUUAUUUACAGAUGAUGGCAUCUCGAGUAGCGUUAGAUUCGCAGGGAAGACUAGUCCUCAGAGAGAAUGGAAAGAUAAUACUUCCUUACGAACACUUUGCCAAUGCUGUAAUGUUGAAACAUAUGAAUGGACCGCAUGGCUUACAUUUGGGUUUGGAGGGUACAGUCAGAGCAGUCAUGGAGUCUUAUACCAUCGGAAGGGAAUGUUUUGGAAUGGAAAAGGAAUUUAUCAUAGAAGUCGUGCAGAACUGUCCUAAUCCCGCUUGUCGUUAUUACAAAAAUCAAUUAGAACUCACUCAGAAGAUGGGUCACAUGGCACCAACUUAUAUCCAGGAAAAUGAAGCGACUGCGUCUCUUUUACGUAGUGGUUUUCCACAUAGUACAGACUUUCAGGCAACACUAGGUAGUGCUAAUCCGAAUACACAUUUGGGAGGAGGAUCUGCAGCAGAUUUAGCAGAGAUGAGAGGUGCUGGCAAUCAAAUGAAUCUUCCACGUCCUCCAAGCCGUCCAUCAUUAAAUAUUCCGCAUCGGCCUGUAUCGCAAGAGAAAAAAGUGGCAUCUGGCAAGCAGCAUUAUGAAUCUCUAAUACCUAAUAUACCACUCUCCGAUCAUAAGUUGACAGACUUCUUACGCAAUAAUUUGGAUAACUUGGACAAUCUCACUGGACUUGGUUUAGGAAACUUACAAGGAAUAGGAAAUGCCAACAAGGAUCUGUUGGCAUUGCAUAAUGGUGCAUGGCCUUUAGAAAAUGAAAAGGGAUCUCGGUCAUCAUCUGCAAAUUCGGAAGGUGGUCAAGAGAAGAUUGUGCGUGCUUUCGCAGAGGUGAUGAAAAACAUGGCUAGGAUGAAAGCUUGUGUACGACCGGCGAUGUGUAAACCAUACGGCAAGCAAUCUGAGGCUCUUCAGAAAACAUUGGUCGAUACAAUACAGCUUGUACAAUCGUUGAGAAGUUUUUUGCCGCCCCCGCAUAUACCAGUUUCGAGCUGGAAGAAUGAAGAUAAACACCGAUUAGAUCAUACUGGUACUCCUUACUUGUCAUCAUUAAAGGCUGGCGGAAUAGAAGAAUUGUGCGAGCAGCGUAAGCUAGAUUAAGCGUCGUCUUCGCUUUACUCGCGACAGACCAAGUUUCGUCGUUUUGCGCUCUAUGAUGUUCUAGUCACAAGAUGUUUAUUGAUUAGCUGGGUGUUUCGUAUCUAAACAACCCGAUGGAUUGCUCAAAAAGUUGUUGGCGUUUAGGACUUCAAAUAAUAAGAGACAAAAUGAGUCAUGCGUGGACUGUGAUAAACGUGAGUAGCAAGAAAAAAAAGAUUUAUAUGUAGGACUAAACUCACACACCGCGUCAUUUUAGGGAUUCUUAUUAGCUUUGUUUCAUCACUGUAAUCUGAUUUUGUAUUGUAAUUGCUCUGCCUAUGGGGCUUAUUCGAUGAAUAAUAUACUAAUCCCACGUUAUAUAUAUAUAUAUAUAUAUAUAUAUAUAUAUAUAUAUAUAAAUAUAUCGAAUCUCGAACGUCAUUUGACAUCACAAAGUAAAUAAUAUGCAGUAUGAACAGCAUUUAUAUUUUACUGUAUCAAUUUAAUAAUUUUGCCGUUUGUGUUCCAAUAAUUACCUGAUUAAUAAUAUAUUGUGUAGGUCUUUUUUAUAUACUACUAUGUGUAUAAAACUGUUAUACAUAUAUAAGCUUAAGUCUUGGAAUAAGAAGCAAAGACUAAAUUUGGCCUGGUACAAAAGCUUUUGCUACUAAUUGAUAUUUAAAGUUCGCGGCAUAGAUGCAUAAAGGGAUGACAAUUUCCUCGAUUACCAAGUUUCACGUUAUUUUGUUUCAUAUGUUUUUAACUGUUUGUUCUGUAAGAUAUAUUCUUUAAAGUAGCUUUCAAUUAGCAUAAAGUGAAGUUAUUUAAUUAGCGAAAAAAUUGCCGUUACUCAAUUUAUGUAUAUAUAUUUUCUUCAAAAAAGUUAUGUAUACGUUAUUAUUUAUUUGUAAGGAUAAAAUGAAUAUAUAUUGUUGUUAUUUAUCUAAUACUGUUCGCUAUCGAGCACGCGAGUACGAAUGUUAAAAGCUGUGUAUGCUACUUUUUAAGCUCCAUGGGCAGUAUAUGCGGUGUGCACGUAAAAAAAGUCAUUGGUCAAUUCAUAGAUAUUUUUUAAGAAAACAGAUUAUUUCUUAAUACAUAUAUAUUAUAUAUAUCUAACGUACAUAAUAGUAAAGGAAAAGGAACGAAAAUCGUUGCGUCAUUAGAGAAUUCUCAAAGGGUGUGAUUCACACUGACGCUCAAAGACUUUUCACUGUGCACUAAGUAUUAUGCAGAAACGUUUUUACUCUUGCGAGAGAAACUAUGAAUUGGAGGACUGCGUUUGUGAUUUCAAUCGAUCGCUGUCUCGAGAGUAAAAUGGCAUAUCGUAACAGUAACAGCAGGAGUAAAAUCGUUUCCCACUCGGUUGUUAUACGCGCAUAUAAAUGAUAUGAGAUAAAAAUGUUUCCUUCUUUCUCGAUAAUGUAAAGUAAUAGGCAUUCGUCUUUGAAUGUGUAAGAAGCGAUGUACAUCGCGAAUGGAAAAUAGCGCGGUACUAGAAUGCGUGGGCUGUGUUUUGUGGGGGCUGCAAGUAUGUAUCUGAAAGAGAGAAUGCGAAGUUUUGGCUAUCAAAUAGCAAAAUUUUAUAUGAAUGCGCGUAUGUUGAUAAGAUGUCUUUCUAUACAUGUAUCUGUUAUAUUUACUAUACACGUAUGCAGCGAAUGUGCCGAUCGAUUACCAUUUUAGGAGUCGGAUCCAUCAUCUGUGCAAAAUAUUCAGUUGUUUGUUUCGUUUUUUAUUUUAUUUUUUUUUUGACAAAUUAUUAAUCUUUUAU
Nylanderia fulva is the source of this 3364-nucleotide messenger RNA. RefSeq lists its product as uncharacterized. The record is from RefSeq and is a predicted model, not a curated record. Lineage: Eukaryota; Metazoa; Arthropoda; Insecta; Hymenoptera; Formicidae.